Molecule: messenger RNA, 1590 nt
Organism: Alternaria metachromatica
Lineage: Eukaryota; Fungi; Ascomycota; Dothideomycetes; Pleosporales; Pleosporaceae
Exons: 2
Coding region: 1-1590 (529 amino acids)
Source: RefSeq, a predicted model, not a curated record
AUGGCAACGAGGGUGUACGAACACUUGGAAGCACAAAGACAAGAACUCUCGCAAGAAAUCAAAGACACGAAGGAGAAAGCCGAGAUACCCGAUUUUGAGGAACACCUUACAAACCGUGCUCGGGCGCGAGAUAAAAAUGCCGGAAAUCGAAUAGCUCUCGUUCGUGCGGCCAACAAGGCGGUAGGCGGGCAAGAGAAAUUCGACCGCGUUGUACGCCGGGAAGCCCACGCCGCACGCACACAUGCGACUGCCUUAUAUGAAGACUUUCAAUAUUAUCAGACGCCUGAAUUUCGUUCUCAGUAUCUCCAAGACAUUGAUAAGGUGAAAGACCGAAUACAGCAGUCCAUACGGGAUGGGCAGCCACCUGGGCUACUUUCAGGAGACGAUGCUUACGAUAAAUUCCUACGUCCAAUCCUCAAAUCAUUAGAAGAUGAUAAAGUCGGUCAAACGGAGACACUUGAUUACGACAACAUGGGCCCACAUCACCUACACGUUAGGAUACCAAGGGCAAAGAGCCAAGCUGUGGGAUUAGGUAGACCGCGAUUUCCCCCAAUCGAUCCGCCGAUCAACCUGAAACUUGAUGUCGAAGCGAUUGAGAAGAGAAGGAGGGAAGUAGAGGAUGAAAAUAAGGAUGGCAAGAUGGCUGAGUCACACUCAGAACGUCGAGCACGAGAGACCGGGCUCUCAGAAGGACUACCCUCAGAUAGUCAUGUCCAUGACGCAUUAUCAACAGCCAUAAAUCUCAUCAGGACGCGACUGGAGAGCGGCCUAUUCAUUUCAGCAGGCGAGACGUGGAACGACUGGAAGACUUCCGACGAGCGAGAUGCACCGAAUGAGCUUUACGACCCACCGACCGAGGAGGAUACGCCAGAUGACAGCGAUGACUCUAGUGACGACGAAAACGACUUGUUUGCAAUCAGUUACCGCGAGUGCAGUGGUUUGACAGGCUGUCCCCGUAGUGGCGGCGGUGGUGGUGGUAGCGAUGACAAUGAUAGUGACGAUGACGGUGAUGGUGGCAAGAAGAACAAGAAAGACACCGGUGACCCAGGAGCACCGGCCAAUCCUGCCGGUGGCCUACCAACUGGGUCCAAACCUCGACCCAAAGCGCCAGGCAAGAAAGCGGAGAAACAUGACUACUCGCAAUACAACCGCGUACAACUACGUAUAGUUAUGAAAUUUUGCGGCGAAAAGCAGAGUGCUCCAAAGAAAAAUGAACUCUUGGAGCGCGCAUGGGAAUACGACGAGUCAGAAAAGCCUGGUGCUAUUCAUCACUUUAUCCUCAACGAUAAGACAGCCGCGCAAAAGCUUCUCAACGAGAUCACUAAACCAGGUCAUGAUUGGUUAGCCGAAUAUCAGAAAGAACUCGAUAAGCAGAAUAGAAAGGCCGGAAGGACUGUACAGCAGCAAGAGGCCGCUCCAGAGGAGGUCAACGAAGACGAUGUGGAAAUAGAUCGGACUGGCGAACAAGUAGAUACUGACAUACCCGAAGAGGACUCUCCCGCGUCGACUGGAAAGGGCACAUCCAAGAAGGCAUCUAAAUCUAAGAAGAAGAAGAAGAAGACGCAGCCGAAACGUAAAGAGAAGAAGUAG